Messenger RNA from Sardina pilchardus (European sardine), 1653 nucleotides. RefSeq names its product SH3 and cysteine-rich domain-containing protein 3. Bases 154 to 1158 code for a protein of 334 amino acids. Gene Ontology annotation, cellular component: extrinsic component of cytoplasmic side of plasma membrane. The record is from RefSeq and is a predicted model, not a curated record. Lineage: Eukaryota; Metazoa; Chordata; Actinopteri; Clupeiformes; Clupeidae. Gene Ontology annotation, biological process: positive regulation of voltage-gated calcium channel activity; positive regulation of protein localization to plasma membrane; skeletal muscle contraction. Gene Ontology annotation, molecular function: protein binding. The transcript has 13 exons.
CAACCCUUAAGCAGAAGGGACAAUAUGUGAAGAAACUUAUGAGUAAUAUAUGAGUAGAAUAGUAGAUUAUAGGUUUCUUUUGGCAUAUUUCAAUCCUGGACUGUGAGAGGAAGUAACAGUUGACCUCAAGCGAAGACACUCAGCGAAACAGUCAUGGCACAGUAUGACCAGUUAGACGAUAAGGAUUCUUUGGACUUUCACGAUAACCCACCUGCCCCUGAUAAUGUGGUGAAAGAAGAUGAAAACACGCUUUAUUUCGUAUAUGAUGAAGAGGUGGAGGAAGAUGAACCUCCUCCACCACCUCCCCCAGAGCCUGUUUUAAAGGUUAAUGAUCGCCCUCACAAAUUUAAAGACCACUACUGCAAGAAGCCCAAGUUCUGUGAUGUUUGUGCCCGGAUGAUUGUUUUGAACAACAAGUUUUGCAUUCGAUGCAAAAACUGCAAGACCAGUAUUCAUCAUUCAUGUCAGUCCUACGUGGAGUUCCAAAGAUGCUUUGGAAAAAUUCCUCCUGGAUUUAGAAGAGCUUACAGCUCCCCACUAUAUGACCAGGAGAUAAAUAACCCAGGCCAGUCGCACCGCUCUGAUCCUGUGUUUGACACCUUGCGUGUGGGCGUUAUUAUGGCCAACAAAGAGCGAAAGAAGAAUUCUGAGGACAAGAAAAAUAUGAUGAUGAUAAUGGAAGAGGAUGAUGCACAACAACCUAAGGAAGAUGAGGGGGGUGAGGAGACAAAGCCAGAUGGAGACAAGAAAGGAGACAAAACAGCAGCGGAUGACAAGAAUAAGAAGAACCUUGGCACCUUCUCUCAGUCACAUUACUACAUGGCCCUGUAUCGCUUCAAAGCCAUUGAAAAAGACGACCUGGACUUCCAUCCUGGGGAUCGAAUCACAGUCUUAGAUGACUCAAAUGAAGAAUGGUGGAGGGGAAAGAUUGGGGAGAAGACUGGCUAUCUGCCAAUGACAUAUAUCAUAAGAGUCCGUGCAGGAGAAAAAACAUACAGAGUGACACGUUCAUUUGUAGGGAACAGAGAAAUGGGCCAGAUCACACUAAAAAAGGACCAGAUUGUUGUGAAAAAAGGAGAAGAAGUUAAUGGCUAUUUGAAAGUCAGCACCGGGCGAAAACUAGGCUUUUUUCCAUCAAACCUGCUCCAGGAUAUAUGAAUUAUGGAAACAUGACAACAAAGGGUCCCUUUGCAUGUUAUUGAUCUAAUAAUUUAAUCUUGAGGAGUAGAGACUGUUUUUCUGUACACUCAUGUAGGAUAUACUGUAUGUUUCCUCAAGAAAUACUGUGUGUUCAUAGAUUUUUGGGGAGUAAAUUGGCAUUGGGCAAUGUUAUGGUGGUAUUUGCACUUUUCCUUUCAUGGCUAGCAUUGCCAUGAAACAAGAGACUACAAGAGCCAUUGUUAGUCAUUUCUAUUUUUUGGAUUGCUGUAAGUAAAGUGCAUUUGGAGUUGAGGAUAUGUAAAGUCAGUGUUAUGUUAAGUAAGCACUUGUUUUGGGGUAUACAUGUAUGAUGGAUGGAUACACCAUGUACAAGAUCAAAAAUGAUGACUUUUUAAACGAGUGAAUUCUACAAAUUAUAUUGCUUUAAAUGUAAUUUCUAUUUGACAUUUAUGACAAUAAAGGUAUCAUUUAAAGUGGAAAUCCGGUAUUAAA